Arctia plantaginis is the source of this 390-nucleotide messenger RNA. The record is from the annotation of a GenBank genome assembly. NCBI's taxonomy places the organism in Eukaryota, Metazoa, Arthropoda, Insecta, Lepidoptera, Erebidae.
AUGCUCUCCAAUGGAAUACCUUGUGUAAAACCACUUGUUGUUUCUCAUGACGGAUCAUGGCCAGAUGUAGACUACAUUUGGAAUAAUUAUCCAGAUGUAUCUUGUAUCUUGGCUGACACUGAUGUUUGUGCCCAAUAUACCUUUUAUUUUAAUGGACAAGUUGAGAACUCGACCUACUUUUGCACGAGAGCUGUAGACCAAUUCGGCACUGCUAUAACAAGUGGAUGUCACCAACAAGUAAACGGGAGCUCUAUAACAGAAAUCUGUUUGUGCCGAUCAUUACCUGGUCAACCACCUUGUAACAACAGUUUUUUACCGUCUAUUAACUUUUUAACAAUUGCUGUAACUGCCAUGGUAUUUUUAAUUCAAUUUGUUGUAAAUAAUGCUUAG